Durio zibethinus is the source of this 807-nucleotide messenger RNA. Lineage: Eukaryota; Viridiplantae; Streptophyta; Magnoliopsida; Malvales; Malvaceae. The record is from RefSeq and is a predicted model, not a curated record.
AUGUGCACUCCAUGGACAUUGACAAGGUUUGUUAGAUGGAGAGUAAGGGACUUGGCUUCAUGUUUCUUAUCUUGCAGGUUCCCUCUAGAAGAAGAGCGAGAUACACAUCGCCCUUCAUCGCCUCAAUUUCCUAUCAGAAACAUGGUUUUUGAAACAAAGGAUGACACCAGAGAUAAGAAGAGUAACAAGAGACUGUCACGGCGAAACAGAUGCAACAAGGAGAGACAGCUAAACCAGAAUCCAGCAAUUUCCAGGAACAUUGCUUCAGUAGAAAAUGGGAGUGACAACUCAAGCUGGCCAUGUUUUCCUGAUGAAGAAUAUAUAGUCUUCUGCUUUAGAGAAGAUGGAGCUUUUGAUGUUGUGAGGGAUAAUAGCAAAUCCGAAGAAUCCAAUCAAUCCAACAUAACUAAACAAUUUGGUUGGGAACAGCUUGAUCAUGCCGAGGAUGCAGAAAGAGAUAAGCAGAGCAGUGAUGAGGGAAGAUCAAAAGAAGAUGGAUAUGAGGGAGAGAUCAUUCCUGCUAAACAGGGUGAUGGAGAAAGGAGCAGCAUCUACUUGGAGGUAGAACAAGCUUCAGGUAGCUUAAGGAGAAGACAUCAGGUGGAGGAGACACCGACAGCUAACCGGGGGAAGGUUUCUGUUGAAUCAAGUGGCUCUAAUCAAUCUGAUGGCAGCACAGGAUCCUUUGCCUUUCCUGUGCUGGGAUGGGAGUGGAUGGGAAGUCCAGUGCAAAUGCCAAAAUCAGAGGGCGUGAACCCGAGGAAGAACAAGGCCAUCUCUGUCCAUUUCCAAUGUUUUAGAUUCUGA